AUGUCGGAGGCCACAGCUUCCCCUAUCCAGGCUCGCCUUGCGAACGUGCGAUACGCUGAAAAAGAAUACUGGAAUAGCAGAUACAUAUCGCAGCCCUGCGAAUUUGACUGGUUCUACGGCUACACCGCGCUACGCAAGGUUGUUCGAACCUUCGUAAAGCGCACCAAGUCCGUGCUCCAUGUCGGCUGCGGCAAUAGCAAUUUCCAGGAGGGCAUGGCCAAGGACGGGUAUAACGUCAUAAAUACCGAUAUUUCUGAAGUGGUCAUUGAACAAAUGCGUUCCAAGCAUGCGAACGUUCCCAAUCUCCAUUACGUGGUUUCGGAUUGUCGCAAUAUGUCCGAGUUCCUGGAUUGCCAGUUUGGCAGCGUCAUUGAUAAGGGUACUGUGGACGCGCUGCUCUGCAGUAAGGAUGCCGCGGAGAACAUCCGGAGCAUGUUCCGGGAGGUUUCCCGGGUGCUGGUGCCCGGGGGCGUCUUCCUCCUCAUCACGCUGGGAGGUCCGGAUCAGCGAUUGAGCCUGGUAAACCGACCCGAGUACGACUGGACCGUACAGGUAGUUGGCUGUGUUUUGAUGCAGGUGGUUGGAGGUGUAUGUGUUUGGGGGCCGCGGUGA
Molecule: messenger RNA, 612 nt
Organism: Volvox carteri f. nagariensis
Lineage: Eukaryota; Viridiplantae; Chlorophyta; Chlorophyceae; Chlamydomonadales; Volvocaceae
Exons: 6
Coding region: 1-612 (203 amino acids)
Molecular function (GO): S-adenosylmethionine-dependent methyltransferase activity
Source: RefSeq, a predicted model, not a curated record